AUGUGCAAGGAGCUAGAUUGCGUUAUAAGGCACAUACCGUCUGAGCUCAAUUACGCAGACUCUAUUAAACUAGGGUUUGAUCGUGGAAUCGAUGCUAAGGAGGUUGAGGCAAGUUUGAAGUCAAAUUGUGUCAUGGCGCUUGAUGUUGAUGGUAUAGACUUGCCCGAACUAACUGGCUGCAAUCCAGAAGAAGUUGAGGAACUACAGGCUCUGGAAAGGUAUGCCACGCCCGAUGGCCGUUAUGGUGAAGGUGUCCUUAAUGAUGCUGACUAUGAAAGGAUUUGCUACCUGGAUCAAGACGGUCUUAUUCACCGAAAACCAAGCGAUCCCGAUGAGACCGAGAGGGACCAGAUUACUGGAGUGUUAUAUCUUGGUGAGUCCGAUUAUUCGGAUCGUAUUGUUCGACUAUUAUCUGCGAUUUACCACUACAUAUACGGUCACCUCGGUAUUCCUCGAGUUUAUGAUAAGAUUAAGAUGAAGUAUUCGAGGAAGGGUCUGAAGCGGUUGGUGAGGUCAACUUUGAGAUCAUGCAUACCCUGUUUGAAGGCUAGAGCUGCACGCAGCCUGGAUUAUGUGACCACUCAUGUACAAGGGUUACUGACUACAGGGCUGUGGCAGGUUGUGGGUGCGGAUUUGGCUGGUCCUUACGGACGAAGACAAGGCACGCAAGGAGACGAUGAUGAAGAACACUACUUGUUGUUGGUGCAUGAUCACGCCUCUGGCUUUACUUGUGCAAGGCCAUUGAAGGAUUCCAAGCCCAAGACUAUCGCUAAGGUGUUACACUCUGUGUUCUGUGAACAUGGAGCGCCUAGAGUCCUUAUCACUGAUAGGGAUAGGGUCCAUCUUAUGCGUAAGGAGAUUAAGGUGGUUCUUGCGAAGCACGGUGUACGGUAUUAUACUCUACCCGGUUAUGCUCAAUUCCUGAGCUUUUGGGAAAGAGCUCACAAAGACUUUGUCGAAGUGACGAGAGCAUUGACAGUAUCUAUGGAUCGUUCUACCGAAAGCUCGUAUAUUGAGGACUACCAGCUAGCUGUUAUAGCAUAUAACAUCACCCCAAGAAUCUGGGCGAAUGAUAUGACCCUGAGGCCUGGAACGGAGAUUGACGACUUACGUUUACUUCAACGUGCCAGGAAGAAGAUGGAUUUGGAGAAGAUAGUUCGGGAAUCCGGACGGGUCCGAGACGAAUUUGGGUCAGAACUGUUACUCUCUCCUGGUAUUUGUCCUUCUGAUGAAGAGACACAACAGCUUGAGGAUAGAUUGCUACCACCAGAGAGCUUCAUUAUGGGUGACUCGGAGGAAGGUGUACCUUCUGAGGAUGAGGAUCCAGAUGAGGAAGAUAUGGUGGAUCUUUCAAGGCUUCGAGAACAACUUGGUGUUGGUGAUGAUUAUGAAUUUAGAAGGUUCAUGAAGAAAGCACCUCCAAAUGGUUCGGAUGUGGUUGUGGCGGACAAUGACUACGACGGGUUAGCCACUGUUCUCGAGGGUGAUGCGGGAACUGAGGAUGGAUCUAUGUUGGUCCAGCCUAUGAGGGUUGAACUCCUCGGUGGAUGCUUAGAACUUGCCAAGGCUACUGAUGAGGACAUCCUUACGGUACAGCUCGAUAAUAUGGUCUACGUCAGUCCGUGUGGCCAUAAAUGGACACGCCAAAGGAGUCGAGACCUAUUGAAGCUAUUACACGAUGUCCAGGUUCCCCAUUGCUAA
Messenger RNA from Perkinsus marinus ATCC 50983, 1701 nucleotides. RefSeq lists its product as hypothetical. Gene Ontology annotation, molecular function: nucleic acid binding. The coding region runs from base 1 to 1701 and encodes 566 amino acids. The record is from RefSeq and is a predicted model, not a curated record. NCBI's taxonomy places the organism in Eukaryota, Perkinsozoa, Perkinsida, Perkinsidae. The transcript is spliced from 4 exons. Gene Ontology annotation, biological process: DNA integration.